Messenger RNA from Gadus morhua (Atlantic cod), 4629 nucleotides. RefSeq names its product ADAM metallopeptidase domain 17b (gene adam17b). The record is from RefSeq and is a predicted model, not a curated record. NCBI's taxonomy places the organism in Eukaryota, Metazoa, Chordata, Actinopteri, Gadiformes, Gadidae. Gene Ontology annotation, molecular function: metalloendopeptidase activity. The coding region runs from base 446 to 3001 and encodes 851 amino acids. Gene Ontology annotation, cellular component: plasma membrane. Gene Ontology annotation, biological process: Notch signaling pathway; membrane protein ectodomain proteolysis. The transcript is spliced from 18 exons.
AAAAUAGAUCGCCGCAGUCGCGCAGAUGUCGCACAGUUUCAAAUCACUGUGCUUAAAUAGGCCCAGCUACUCUUACGUAAGACUAUAUACGAUUAUUUUCUCCAUGUCCAGUGAUAUCGGUGGAUAACUGUUUGAAGAAGGCACCGUUUCCAUCACUUGCUGUAUUUUUUUCCACCAGUCUCUUUUCCACUAGUUGGCUUCCGGGUGUGUGGGACGUGCGGCUCGUUUUCUCCAGCUCCGCAUGCCUCAACACAAAGGUUUCCAUCACGGCGCUACUAUUUCUUACUUUUGUGUAUGAAGUGUAUAGACUCCUCAUGUGGGAAAAAAGCUUCAUUUUCAAUGUAUAGAUCCAGGGAAGUCCCAUUUCGCCUGUCGUGAGUUUAGAUUAGACAUUUCCAUUCUGUGAGGAUUGCCUGCCGUUCGCGUUAGUUGAGCUCCGGAAAAUAUGGAACAACUUUUGUUACUAACAAUUUCUGUGGUUUUAACGGCGGGUGCCCGGACACCGCCGGCCAUUGACAACUACAGUGAAUAUACCACCCUACGCGCCGUGCUGACAGACUUCGACGUGUUGCCUCUCUCUGGCGUCCAGGCCCACUCAGUCCACCGCCGCGACACUCGGACACAGACAACAACACACCUGGAGCGGCUCAUCAGCUUCAAUGCCCUGCACAGGCAUUUCAAGCUGUACCUGCGGACCAACACAGAGCUCUUCACAGAGGACUUUAAGGUUGUUGUCAUCGACAGUGAUGGCCAGGAGAAAGGCUAUGAGGUCAACAGACAGAACUACUUCACGGGACAUGUCAUUGGGGAGGAGAACUCUCGGGUCCAGGCCCAUAUGGAUGGAGAUGAGUUCUCAGCCCGCAUUAUGACCCACGACGCAGAAUACAACCUGGAGCCUCUGUGGAGGUUCACCACAGCACCUCCAGACGGCCGUCUGCUGGUGUAUCGCUCGGAGGACAUCAGGAAUAUCAGCAGGCUGGCCCGGCCCAACGUCUGCGGCUACGUGCACCCCGACCCCGGGCACCUGCUGCCUGACGACAUGGGGGCGACCCUGGGGGCCAAGCAGAAAGAGGAGGCCGGCGGCAGAGGGAAAAGGCAGGUGUACGACCACACGAAGAACACCUGUCCCCUGCUCUUGGUGGCUGACCACCGGUUCUUCGAGAACAUGGGCCGCAGUGAAGAGAGCACCACGCUCAACUACCUGAUCGAGCUCAUUGAUCGGGUGGAUGACAUCUACAGGAACACAUCCUGGGACGAAGAGUUCAAAGGUUAUGGCGUUCAGAUCCAACAGAUUAUCAUCGAGAAGGCUCCCACCUCAGUCCCCGAUGGAGGGGCCCACUUCAACAUGAAAGCAGGCGUCUGGGACGUCAAGAGACUGCUGGAGCAGUUCAGUCAGGACAUAGCGGAAAAUGCCUCCCAGGUGUGUCUGGCUCACCUGUUCACCUACCAGGACUUUGACGAGGGCACCCUGGGCCUGGCCUACGUCGCCCCCGCUAAGACUGGCGUUCCUGGAGGACUGUGCUCCGAGAAAUGCCCACCGUCUCCGUCCAGUGGGCACAGAGCGAUCUACCUCAACACUGGACUGACCAGCACCAAGAACUAUGGGAAAACCAUCCUCACCAAGGAGGCAGACCUGGUGACCACCCACGAGCUGGGCCAUAACUUCGGGGCGGAACACGACCAGGACAACACCCCAGAGGGAUGCGCCCCAAGUGAGGACCAGGGGGGGAAGUACGUCAUGUACCCCAUCGCCGUCAGUGGAGACCACGUCAACAACAAGCUGUUCUCUGAGUGCAGCAGGCGGUCCAUCGUGAAGCGUCUGAGGCUGAGGGCGCCGACCUGCUUCAAGGAGCGCAACAGCAACGUCUGCGGGAACUCCCGGGUGGAGCAGGGCGAGGAGUGCGACCCCGGCCUGCUGCACAUCAACAAGGACCACUGCUGCACCUCCGAAUGCAAACUGAGGCUCACUGCCCAGUGCAGUGACAGGAACAGCGCCUGCUGCAAUGACUGUCACUUUGAAGCGGAGGGCAAGGUUUGCCAGGAACCCAUCGACGCCACAUGCAAGGGAAACUCCUCCUGCACAGGGAACAGCAGCGAGUGUCCCCCGCCGGAGAACGCUCCGGACAAGACGUUGUGUCUGGACAACGGAGAGUGUGCGGACGGGCAGUGUGUUCCCUUCUGCGAGGCGGUGCUCAGCCUGCAGUCCUGCGCCUGUAACGAAACCAACUCUUCCUGUAAGACGUGUUGUCGGAAUCUGCGGGGAGUGUGCGCCCCCUACCAGGACCAAACCGGCAGUUUCCAGUUCCUGCGUAAAGGGAAACCAUGCACCGUGGGAUUCUGUGACGGAGCGGGGAAGUGUAUGAAGCAGGUACAGGACGUGAUCGAGCGUCUGUGGGACUUCAUCGACAAGCUGGACAUCAACACGUUUGGCAAGUUCCUGGCGGACAACAUCGUGGGCUCGGUGGUGGGCUUCUCCCUCAUCUUCUGGGUCCCUCUCAGCAUCCUGGUCCACUGUGUGGACAAGAAGCUCGACCGGCAGUUUGAGCAGAACACCAAAACCAUGUUCUUCCCCAGUAACGCAGAGCUCCUGAGCAGCCUGGAGCCAGCCACCAUGCAGUUCUUCAAACCCCUUCACCCCUCCUCCGGAUACCGCUUCUACCCUCCCUCGGGACCCCUACAGACCAGCACCCCCCCCUUUUCAAGCCCCGCCCUUUUCCUGCCUCCCAGCCAAUCGCACCCUCAGUCGCUCUCCGGCCCUGGACUAGCCCCGUUGGACAGCCCGAACAUCAUGGCAACAAUCCAGGAAGACCCGUCUCUGGACCCCCACCUGGAGCAGGAUGUGCUGGAGAAGGCCUUCUCUAGGGGGGUGGGGGGGCACAUGGGGGCGGCCCGCUCGUUUGAGGACCUGACGGGGCACGCCCUGGCCGGACGCAGCGACAAGGCCCAGUCCUUCAGGCUGCAGCGGCAGAGACGCAUCAACAGCAAGGAGACCGAGUGCUGAGGCAGAGAGCUGGGGCACCUGGGAAAACGGUUCUUUGGGAAUAGUGUUAAGGAGUCCAUGCACGUUGUUAUUUUUUUUUUUCACGGUUCAUUUGGACGGCAGAGAUUGUAACGCCAAAUUGUCAACGAGGGAGGAUUUUUAUCUAUUUUCUUAUUUUUCUAUUUAGAAAAAAAAGAACAAUCGCACAUUUGAAUCAAUUAACAUUCAGACCCUGUAACCAGUGUUAAUAUUUUAUAAUCCCAAUCCGGUAUCAGACAUAUGGUCCAAUUUUAUUGGAUUUCACCAGUGUCACAGAAAUGGUUUUCUAUAAAAUGUUAUAACACGUUACAUACGCAUAAGAAAUGACAUAGUGGAAAUCAAAGCCAUAUAUCUUAAUCUAGCAAGUGAAUAGAAUCCCAGUGUGUUUGUGUGAGCCCUUGGUAGCACAGAUUUACACAUAAUGCCAUAUGCCUAUAAUUAUGCCCAUUAAGCUGGGUUAAAAGGCAUACCGCUUGGUUCGUUUUAACAGAAGCCUGGUCAGCAUUACAGAGAGAAUCAGUUCGCUAGACAGGCUUGAAUACCAAAGAAAGGAUUUUGAGGAUACAACUGACAAAGCUUUAUUUUGAAGGAAAAAUCACAGGAAUUCCUACUGUCUUGAUAAUGUUAUCCGUGGUACCACUUUCAGGUUAAAUUAAUCUGUGUUCCCUUUGUGGUACUAUUUAGUAAUUUAGCAGAUGCUUCAAUCCUGAUCAUCUUACUUAGUUUCGACAUAUGUUUCUAAGUGUAUAGGGGGUAAGGCAUCAAGGUUGUUUGCUUGUUUUUUAAACGAUUUAUGAUGACUAUAUGCUCUGUAAGGUGACCUUGGGUGUCUUGAAAGGCACCUCUAAAUUAAAUGUAUUAUUAUUAUUAUUAAGGUGGACAUUAGGGUUUAAACCCAGAGACCUUCUGCUUGGAAGCCACAAUCCUAACCACAAGCUAAUCCUGCCACGUUUUGGGAUUGUUUAAAGAGGCUAAGAAUUGUAUGUGGCUGCACUACAAUACUAAAAGCAUUUGAAUGCUUCAAACUACUUCUUUAAGGCCAUAUCGCGAACACUACGCUAUGGAGAAGUUGGCUGUUAGCACUUUUCACACUUUAUUAUUAUUUUUGUAGUAUUUUAAUUGUACUCAUACUGAUAAAUAUGGUUUACACAUUGUGGGCAAAUUGUGAAUGUUGUGUUCACAUGUCAUGUUACAUGAUGACAUCAUGUCUUAAGGUCUGUUCAUAUGAUAAAGCCUACGUGUCAUUUAUUUACCUCCAUGCGGUCUUUGACAAUACUUUGUGACAGUCCCCUUGUUGUUGUGAUGCGGGUCAGAGUGCUAUUAUACCAACCACCACAGGUCAUUGGAGUAAUAAAAGCUGUUAGCAUAGUAAUGUCUGUCCUUGACUGUGAUGGCUGCCAUUUGUUAUCUACUCAUUCCCCUGCCCUGACCCACCAAUGUAGCUGUAACCUUGUGGUUUUCAACACAUGAUCUUAUGGUUUGAUGUAUUUUAUCCCAAUCGUUCAGUCAUCGAGUAUAGAACUCUAAAUUGGUGGCAGGGUUUGUCGUAUCGUAAACAACCUUUUUUUUUGCAAUAUACUUUUUAAUAAAUCGGAUGUGGUUGUAUGUUA